Etheostoma spectabile (orangethroat darter) is the source of this 3169-nucleotide messenger RNA. RefSeq names its product SH3-domain kinase binding protein 1 (gene sh3kbp1). NCBI's taxonomy places the organism in Eukaryota, Metazoa, Chordata, Actinopteri, Perciformes, Percidae. Gene Ontology annotation, molecular function: protein binding. Gene Ontology annotation, biological process: cell migration; actin filament organization. Bases 249 to 2078 code for a protein of 609 amino acids. The record is from RefSeq and is a predicted model, not a curated record. The transcript has 20 exons.
AGAGAGAGAGAGAGAGAGAUUUGUUCAUCAGCGCUUUUCCGUUUUUCUCGUUCUGCCUCCACUGCCGUGUCGCCGGAGAGAAAAAGAGGAAGGAAUAUGGUUUCAUCAGACGCUCCUCCCGUUUCAGCGCUGCUGUAGCGGAUCUACGAGCAGGAGGCUGGGGCUCGGUUCGGCACAAACCUCACACAACCGCCUUUCCCGUUACCAACCAGCCUGCAGGAGCACUGCCAGCACACCGGGACACAUAAAUGGUGGAGGCCGUGGUGGAGUUCGACUACGAGGCUCAGCAGGACGAUGAGUUGAGCCUGACGGUGGGUGACAUCAUCGUGAACAUACGGCGGGACGAUGGAGGAUGGUGGGAGGGCGAGCUGGACGGACGCAGGGGCUUAUUCCCGGAUAACUUUGUCAGGGAGAUAAAGAAAGAGGCAAAGAGGGAUGGAGGACAGGCAAGCAUGAUUAGACCUGACCUUUCCAAUGGAAGGGCCAGCCCUGUGUCCGACCCCGGCGCACGAUCGGGCAAGAAAGUAGAGCAAAUCCGUAAGCGGAGGUGUAAAGCGGCGUUCAGCUACGUGCCUCAGCAUGAAGACGAGCUAGAGUUGAAAAUAGGAGAUGUCAUUGAGAUCAUAGCAGAGGUAGAAGAGGGCUGGUGGGAGGGAUUUCUAAAUGGGAAGAGUGGAAUGUUUCCCUCCAAUUUCACCAAAGUUAUCCAGACGGAGUCGGAAACGUCCUCCCUAAACACCUCGCAAGAGGAGCUGCGCAGCUCCCGCACCAGUAAGGACAGCCCAGGCAGUGAAAGUGAUGGAGGCGACAGUCGGUCAGAAACGGGGUCAGGAGAAAUUCAGCCCAAGAAGGUUCGAGGGUUUGGCUUUGGUGACAUCUUCAAAGACCAGCCCUUCAGGCUCAGACCCCGCUCUAUUGAUGUGGACUCAGAAGGAGGGGAGCUAAACGAGGCAAAAGCAGCCAGCGUUGCCUCAGAAACCAUGAAGACUGAACCUGACGGCAAAGCCAGAGGGCGGGAGCAGUGUAAAGUCCUCUUUCCAUAUGAAGCACAAAAUGAAGACGAGCUGUCACUCAAAGAGGGUGAAAUCAUCAACAUUAUCACCAAGGAGUGUGCCGAUGCAGGCUGGUGGAAGGGGGAGAUCGGAGGAAGGCAAGGUGUCUUCCCAGAUAACUUUGUCAAACUACUAGAAUUGGAGAAAGAGAGACCAAGAAAACCGCCUCCUCCCAGUGCACCAGGUGGUAAACACACCACAGAGAGAAAGUCGGAGGUCAAGAAGGUUCCACCUGAGCGGCCUGAACAUCUGCCACAGAGAGACCAGGAUCGAGGUGAAGAGAUGAAGGUUGGAGACAUCCCCAAGCCCUCUAUCCCAUCUAGCGUUCCUAAGAAACCCCUCCACCCAAAGACAAGCACCUCCUCUUCCUCCCAACCCCCACGGCGUCCUGAAAGACCACCCACUCUAGCGUGUGAAAGCCCCAAGUCUGAGGGGGGGGCUUCGACACCAGAUUCUGCCCCACAUGACACUGAUGUGGACCUCGACGCGGUGGUGCCGUCAACAGAGAAGCUGAGUCAUCCAACGGCAACACGGCCGAGAGUCAUCGACCGCCGGCCUCGCUCACAGAUCAUUGCCCCCUCUUCCCUGUCAGGUAUCGAUCUGGACUCCCCUGGAGUGGAGGACAGGAAGGACAGAGGAAAGGUGGAGCUAGAGUCUGUGUCCUCCAGACCUGCUGAGGUUUCCCUGAGGAAAGGAGGAUCCACAAUCCCUGUACCUGACAGUAAAGCACCACUGCCCGCCAAGCCCUCUGCCCUGACCCCGCCAAGCGCCAGUCAUCGCCCCACAUCCCUGUCUUCCUCCUCGGGUCUGAGCCCCUCCCCUGAGCUCCGGCAUUCUCCUCUGACCCCCCUGACACUGGAGGAACUCAGGAACCAGCUGAGAGAGCUGAGGGCUUCUGUAGAACUGCUCAAAAGCCAGCACAGACAGGAAAUGAAGCAGUUGACCAAUGCGCUGGAUGAAGAGAAGAAGAUUCGUGUUAGUUUACAGAUGGAAGUAGAGCACAUAAGGAAGAGCCUGUCAAAAUGAAGAAUAAAGCGUCCUCUUAUCACCACAUCGGAGACCAACAUUUGAAAACAUUUACACUGUUGGCCGAGACACUUUAGUCGAAAUACAUUUUGUGCCAACGAUCAUAAAGAUCAACAUCAGCAACGUUACAGUACAAUGGAAUCAGCCACCUCCCCCCUCUCUGAAGCCGCCUUAUUCUGCGUUUACUUCUUUAUUUCUCUUGUUAAGUUUACUGCUAUCUUGUCGCAGCUUGCUGUGCCACUGGUACGGACUGGCUGUGUUUUGCCACGGUUACGGAACGAUGACACAGAGGCUACCAUGGCGACUUCGCUGGUACCAUUCUGUCCGAAGGAAACUUGGAACUCGUUCCUUUGUAGCCCGGUUUGUUUAGAUGACCUCUGUGCUGGUGUGUGUCCACACCGCGGCCUUCGCCUCUUAUCUGUUUGUGUGUGCGAUUGUUUUUUGUUUUCCAUCCAUGUGAGGACUGCAGUUUUAGACCUUCAAAUUAGGGACAUUUUUCUAAGGUGAAGUUGUUUUGGCCGGAUCAUGACUUCUUCAACGGUUAGGAUUUGGGGUGAUCACAGUCUACACUCUGAGUUCAUUCGGGUUGCAUUGUUUGACUCACUGAGCUUCAUGUUUCUAUGGUACACUGCAGACGCGGAUUUUCAAACCAUCAACCAGUAACAGCACUGGCAUUGGGACAUAAUUCCUGAACCUUUUAUUCUUAGUGGCAUAUUUUUUAAAUUUGCAGUCAAAUAUCCCACCUGUCAGGAGGUCAAAAAUAUAAGCACAUCAUCAUUCUUCACCCAAUCCGUUGAAUUAAGUCUUACCAACAUGACAAGUACUGAAACUAUAGGUGCUAUUUAAAGGAAUAGUUGAACAUUUUGGAAACUACGCUUAUUUGCUUUAUUGCUGGGAGUUUAAUGAGAAGAUCAAUGCCUUCUCAUGUCUGUACAUACUAAAUAUAAAGUUACAGUGAGCAGCUAAUACACUUAGCUUAGCAUACAGACUGAAAACCCUUGGGAAACAGUUUGGCUGGCUCUGUCCAAGGGUAAUAGAAUCUGCCUACCAGCCCUUCUGAACCUCACUAAUUAACAUGUUAUGUCUUAUUU